Molecule: messenger RNA, 702 nt
Organism: Rodentolepis nana
Lineage: Eukaryota; Metazoa; Platyhelminthes; Cestoda; Cyclophyllidea; Hymenolepididae
Source: the annotation of a GenBank genome assembly
AUGACAAAUGAGAAUCGACAUCAUAAACCCUCCAAGUGUUUAUUCAUACUCUUUGAACUACUUCAGGUUCAGCAGCGUCACUUAUGUCUUGGAGCUGCCAUCUGUUGUCUCUCGGGUUCAAUAAUCGUAACUGAAUAUAAGAUGCCAAGCCACUUCAAUGCCGGAUAUUGGAUGGGUACAAUAGAUCUUGUUGCAGCUCUCUUCAUGUUUGUUUGUGCAAUCAAGCCUAAAAAAGUGGUAUCAGUUACCUCCACCAUGGUUGAUGCUGUCGCCAUAGCAAUAACAUUCGCUGGAAGUUUUCAACUCUUAGUUCUCAAAACAGGAACAGCAAGUACAACAGGGUGGAUUGGCCUUGUCACCUGUGUCUUUCUCAUCUAUCAUUGCGUAUCUUGCAUAUACGAUAUUGGCGCGUGCUGCAAUUUGAAGGAUCCAGAUGACGCAAAUGCUGCCACCACACCAACGACGAACGAUAAUGGACGACAAGUAGAAGAAGGAGGUCGUGGAGGACGAGGUCGCAAAAGACGAACACUUUCUCCGCCGAUCGAUUUUCGAUUUCCCGAUGAAAUGCCUAAGUUACCCGGGUAUGAGGAAUUGGGUAAAUCUGAGGGUCUGCCCCCAGAUUACAACACUUUGAACGUCGCGCCCCCUGAAUAUACGCCAACAACUGAAGAAGUAACUGUAACUGUCGAAGCUCAUAGCUAA